Messenger RNA from Paramecium pentaurelia, 375 nucleotides. NCBI's taxonomy places the organism in Eukaryota, Ciliophora, Oligohymenophorea, Peniculida, Parameciidae. The record is from the annotation of a GenBank genome assembly.
AUGGUGAAGGCUUCUCAGGUCAUCAGUGAUUGGGUCAAAGGCGCAUUAGAAUAAUAAUUUGGCUUGAAGAAGAUAUUGCCAGAAUAAAAAGUACUGAUGAAAACCGAAGAUUUUCAACAUAAAAAGGAUAAGAAAUACAGGAAAUAGAAUAUUUAAGAGAAAUUGGUAACUUGCUUCGGACCCAUUAACACCAGAUACCGUAAUACAACUAGAUAUAAAUAGUUCCUUGACAGGAAUCAAUAAUAAUAAUUUAAAUAUAAUGCAACCUCUUUCAUAUAUAUGAAAUAUACUAUCAAAAUAGGCAUCACACAAUUUUCAUUUGAAAUGGAAUUUGGGGUUGCUAAAAAUCGUUGCCAAUUAAUAGGAUAAAUUUGA